This is a messenger RNA of Ceratina calcarata, 2155 nucleotides long. RefSeq lists its product as uncharacterized. Bases 1756 to 2052 code for a protein of 98 amino acids. NCBI's taxonomy places the organism in Eukaryota, Metazoa, Arthropoda, Insecta, Hymenoptera, Apidae. The record is from RefSeq and is a predicted model, not a curated record. The transcript has 5 exons.
AUCGAGGGAAGAAUAGCAUGUAAUUUAUUAUUGUGUGCUAUUUUUAAACUACGAUAUGCAAACUGCGUUCAUGACUUUGAAAGCUAGAUUGCAUAUUAAUAGGUUAAAUCAGAAUAUGGAAUCAGCCGUUCGGAGAUUAUAGUUUAUCUCCUCCAUUUGGAAGGGAAUCAUCGAAGAAGAACAGGAACAGCUUUCGGAUCGAUACAUGGGAUCAUGAAAACAAUGGCAUUCUUCUUAGGAAGCGGUGGAACUUUUCAUCGAGCGCUAAUGUUUAUGCUCAAACUUGGCUGGCAAUCACGGUUUCGUCUACCGAUGCUCCUGGUCAUCGUGUUUGUCGCCAUGGACUAUAGACUUCAAUUGGAAAUUGAAUUUGAAAACAAUCCUGAACAGCAUAAUCAUGCGUGAUUAACAGUUUAGAUUUACAUCUGAAUUAUUCGUACAUUAUAUGAUGAAACUGAUGAAAGUUUUAAAUUGCUGCAUAGAAAAUGCAAAAGCUGCUUCUCGCUGCAUACAUAAUAAGAACUUCAAGGAUAAAGAAGCAUUGUUCAUAUCUUUAUUCAGUUCUAUUGUAAUAAUUGUUUUAGGCUGAGAGUGCGUUGAAGUUACAUAAAAGAUUUAUUAAUUAGUAUUCAAUACUAUUCUCAAUUUGUAUAUCAUGUUACAAAGAAGGUAAAACACGUUUCAAACGAAUAGCUAAGCUCUUGAGUGAAUACCAAUGGUCGAUAACUGCUUAAUUUUACUUUUUUCGUACUUUUUACUUUCAUGUCGUAUAUUUAUUCGAUUCUGUAACAUUGAAACAUCCGAGUCUUAGCUUUAUAUUAAGUUAUAGCUUAGACUGUUAAAUGAUUAUCUUCUGAAAUGUGGAUUAAAGAAGGUAGAGAAUACAGUCAUUAAAUUCUUUAUGAUUAUUUAUUAAUUGGAAGAAAUUCAUGUAAAUUACGUGAAUAUGUGUAUAUAUUAAAAAGUUAAGAGUAUAUGUACAGAUUUAGAAGAUAUAAAUGAUUAAAGAAGGCUGAACUAUUACUUUGAUUUUCCCUUCAGUAUAUUACGUUUCGUUUGAUGAAUUGGACUACGUCAUUCAGGAUUUAUGAAAGCACGGAAUAAUAUUCUAUGUAUGAGCGUGUAUUAAAUACAUCACUUGCGUAUAAUUCCAUAGGAGAUUGAUUUUUUUAUUAGCUAACACAUUUUCACAUCGUCCGUCCAGGAUUACAUACGUAGACGUAAGUUAAAUAUAAUGUAAUUAAAUAUGAAUCAUCAUAUAAAAAUUGUUGUAACGAUUGUUUGCUGUAAAUCUGAACCAUCCAGCACUUUAAAUAUUGAAUGUUAAAGAUACGAUUUACAUGUGUACGUAUAAGUCGUAAACAUCCGACGCAAUAAUCAUUGUUUUAUCAAAUACAAAUAUGUAGUUGUAUUCGAUAUUGCUGAGCAAAUGAACUAAAUAAACCAUUAUUUUUAUAAAUAUCCUCUCUCUCUUUAUUAGUAAAAACCAUUUGAAUUUGCAAACAUAAUAGGCGUUCAACAGAAUACAAUUAACGAAGUGUUGUAAUUCGUAUGCUAGUGUUACAUACACUUCGAAGACAAUCGUGAAUCACUUUAGGUACGAAACUCUUUCGUAAUUGGAAAGAUAUUUGUUGGCUUCUCGACGAAUAUAAAAGAUACUUGUGUAGCUAGGACAAUGACAGUGUUACGUUACUCCUUAACGAUUCAUCUUAUCUAACGAGUAGUUCAACGUUGUCAAGGUGUAUAACGUUUAGUAUGGCAUCGAAUUCGAUCUACUUUAUCUUUCUGAUUACGAUCUCGGUUUUCACGUCGAAAACCGUAGGAUCCACCGAAUUAAUAACUAGCGUUCAAAGGCCCAUAAUUGUGACGCAUGGUUAUCCCACUAUGAUUAAAUCGUUACAAGCUGACUCGGACGAAAGCGACGGCAGAUUUUGUCAGAUCGAAUACCAAAUAACCAGGAAGAGGGCAGGAAAAUGCGUGAAAGUCAGGGAUGGUGUGAUCGGUUGCGUUUCCGGGGAUUACAUGAACCCGUUUCACCCCGACUGCUUUUAAAUUUCUUUUCACCGGAUCGUUUUCUCAUUCCAGAAAAGAUUGAUUAAAAAAUUGUCAUUCUGUACCGCAUUACUUUUAUCAAUAAAACAGAAAUGUGCACCUU